Messenger RNA from Myodes glareolus (Bank vole), 1350 nucleotides. NCBI's taxonomy places the organism in Eukaryota, Metazoa, Chordata, Mammalia, Rodentia, Cricetidae. The record is from RefSeq and is a predicted model, not a curated record.
CUAAACUGAAACUUGACUGCUCUCUCUGUUGUGUGUUCUUCACUUUGGAAUGCAGAAUAAACAAGACUAAAGCUAGAGUUGAGACCAGGGGGAUCUGGAGACCUGCUGCAGGACAUCUGGUGCUCAAUACAGGGCAGCGACACCAGAACAUCCAGGACGUGCUUAGGCCAUGAGUUCCAAACAGCAGUCUGUCAAACUAAACGAUGGCCACUUCAUUCCUGCCCUGGGUUUUGGCACCUAUAAACCCCAAGAGGUUCACAAGAGCAAGUCACUGGAGGCUGCCAACCUAGCUAUAGGUAUUGGGUUCCGCCACAUAGAUACUGCUUAUGCAUAUCAAGUAGAAGAGGAGAUAGGACAGGCCAUUCAGAGCAAUAUCAAAGCUGGCGUUGUAAAGAGAGAAGACAUGUUCAUCACUACAAAGCUCUGGUGUACUUUCUUUCGACCAGAGCUGGUCCAGCCAAGUUUGGAAAAAUCACUGAAGAAACUUCAACUGGACUAUGUUGACCUUUACAUUAUGCAUUACCCAGUGCCAAUGAAGCCAGGGGAUAAUGAUUUUCCAGUAGAUGAACACGGAAAAUCGCUAUUGGACACAGUGGAUUUUUGUGCCACGUGGGAGGCAUUGGAGAAGUGUAAGGAUGCAGGAUUGGUCAAGUCUAUUGGGGUGUCCAACUUCAACCACAGGCAGUUAGAGAGAAUCCUGAAUAAGCCAGGACUUAAGUACAAGCCUGUCUGCAAUCAGGUUGAAUGUCAUCUGUAUUUAAACCAGAGUAAGCUGCUGGAUUACUGCAAAUCAAAAGACAUUGUUCUGGUUGCUUAUGGUGCUCUGGGAACCCAACGAUACAAAGAAUGGGUGGAUCAGAACUCUCCAGUUCUCUUGCAUGAUCCAGUUCUUUGUGAUGUGGCCAAAAAGAACAAUCGAAGUCCUGCCCUGAUUGCUCUGCGCUACCUGCUUCAGCGAGGGGUUGUGCCCCUGGCCCAGAGUUUCAAAGAAAAUGAGAUGAAAGAGAAUUUGCAGGUUUUUGAAUUUCAGUUGUCUCCUGAGGAUAUGAAAACCCUUGAUGGCCUGAACAAAAAUUUUCGAUAUCUUGCAGCUGAGUUUUUGACAGACCACCCUGAAUAUCCAUUUUCGGAGGAAUAUUAACAUGGGGACCUAGUCAUGACUGCCUGAAGUCACUGUGUGCAGUGAUGUUGGUGAUAUAACUCAGAUGCUGUUUGGUGGAUGCCUCAUUUCCAGUCAACCUAAACUGCUUAGUGACUCUCACAUUCAACUAUAGCUCCACCUUUUGGUCUUGAAGGAAAAGGAUUUAAUUUUCAUGAUGCCUCAAAAUAAAUAUAACAUAUUUUCUCAAA